AUUAGGUCAUUAUUAUUUGUUUUAUUACCUCGGUUUACAUACAUCCAUUUUUACAAAUUUUAUAAAUCUGUGUGUGUGUACUAAUUCCUACAAUAUAUUUUAUUUUUUAUCUCUUAUUUAUUGAUUAGACGUAUCAGUUAUCAUAAAUUAGUAUACAUUAAUACGAUUUUCCUACCACUGCCAAAUUUGUUGCUGUACAAAUUACGUAAGAAUAAAAAUAUAAAGUAAAUCAUUAACACUAUUUGUAUUACCUACUAAAUUAAUAGUUGAUCAACAGUCCGAUAUCUUUAAAGUUUUGGCUACGAACCAGCUAUGACGCACUCGAGAAAUUCAAUAUAAAAGACAACAACGAACUACAACACGGGCUAUUAAAAAAAAGGUAAUAUUGAUAAAAUGGUGGUUAAAAUUAUCAUCAUCGGAGCUGGAGUUGGUGGUACAGCAGCAGCUGCUAGACUUAGCAAAAAAGGAUUUCAAGUAGAAAUUUAUGAGAAAAAUUCAUAUAAUGGUGGAAGAUGUUCACUCAUUCAUCACAACGGACAUCGAUUUGAUCAAGGCCCAUCAUUGUAUCUGAUGCCUAAAAUAUUUGAGGAGACAUUUGAAGAUUUGGGAGAGGACAUUAAAAAUCACAUCGAUUUAUUGAAGUGUCCUUCUAAUUACAGUGUACAUUUUCACGACGGGGAAACAUUCGAACUUACCACAGAUAUAUCAAAAUUAUCUCGUUCUUUGGAAAAAUACGAAGGCAGUGGUGAAUCAACAUUGAUUAAUUUUUUGAGAUAUUUAAAGGAAACCCAUGUACACUAUCAAAGGGGCGUUAAAGUUGCACUCAAAACCGAUUUCCAACAUUGGUAUGAUUUUUUCAAUCCAAAAUUUUUACCAGACAUAAUCCAACUACAUCUAUUGGACACUGUUUACGCCAGAGUUUGUAAGUAUUUCAAGAGUGACUACAUGAGAAAGGCGUUUUCAUUCCAGACUAUGUACUUGGGAAUGUCACCGUAUGAUGGCUUAGCUGUAUAUAGCUUACUUCAGUACACUGAAAUAGCUGAAGGGAUUUGGUAUCCGAAAGGAGGCUUCCAUAAAGUUUUGGAAAGUCUUGAAAACAUUGCUGUACAACAUGGGGCAAAGUUCAAUUAUAAUGCCGAUGUCCAAGAAAUAAUAGUGGAUGACAAAGGAGUGGCAAAAGGAAUCAAAAUGGUGAAUGGUGAUGUGGUAAAUAGUGACAUUGUAAUUUGUAAUGCAGAUCUCGUAUACGCGUACAACAAACUUUUGCCAAAAACGUCAUACGCUGAAAAACUCGGGAAAAAAGAACUGACUUCGUCCUCGAUAUCAUUUUAUUGGUCCAUGAAAACAAUUGUGUCACAAUUGAAAGUUCACAACAUUUUUUUGGCCGACAAAUAUAAAGAAAGUUUCGAUCAAAUAUUCAAGGAUCACACGUUGCCCGACGAACCAUCGUUUUAUGUUAACGUACCUAGUCGCAUCGAUCCGACAGCGGCGCCAGAAGGAAAAGACACAAUCAUUGUUUUAGUACCGGUGGGGCAUAUAUCAAAUGUUCCUAAUAUUGAUUUCGAUCAACAUGUGAAGAAAGCUAGGAAACAAGUAAUCGAUACAAUAGAAAAAAGAUUGAAGAUAUCCAACUUCAGAAGUAUGAUCGAUCAUGAGAUAGUGAACGAUCCGAGAACAUGGCAAAACAAUUUUAAUUUAUGGAAAGGGUCUAUACUAGGAUUAUCUCAUUCAUUAUUUCAAGUUUUAUGGUUCAGACCUAGUUUGAAAUGUAAAUUAUUUGAAAACUUAUACUUUGUCGGUGCUUCGGUGCAGCCUGGUACUGGUGUGCCAAUAGUUUUAUGUGGUGCAAAAUUGCUAGAAAAACAGUUGUGUGAUAGGUUCUUGAAUAGUAAAGUUACAAUAAGCUCAUGGACGAAGUAUGUUUCAUUUUUAAUGGGUAUCAUUAUAGCACUUCUGAUUUUUUGCACUUCUGUAUUUUAAUAAUAACAAAGUAUGUGUAACUGACCUACCUAUGUGUAACACGUGUGCUCAAGUGUUAUUUGUAUAUAUUUCAGGCAUUUUUGUUUGCUUUUUUUAAUAUAUUUUCAAAAACUUUAAAUUUAUAGUUAUUAAAUUCAGUACCUAUAUAAUUCA
Molecule: messenger RNA, 2133 nt
Organism: Metopolophium dirhodum (rose-grain aphid)
Lineage: Eukaryota; Metazoa; Arthropoda; Insecta; Hemiptera; Aphididae
Exons: 3
Coding region: 394-1980 (528 amino acids)
Biological process (GO): carotenoid biosynthetic process
Molecular function (GO): oxidoreductase activity
Source: RefSeq, a predicted model, not a curated record